Messenger RNA from Heterobilharzia americana, 2328 nucleotides. The record is from the annotation of a GenBank genome assembly. NCBI's taxonomy places the organism in Eukaryota, Metazoa, Platyhelminthes, Trematoda, Strigeidida, Schistosomatidae.
AUGGAUGUUGCCCAAACCCAAGUUCGAACUGUGAGAGUAGUUGAUGUUGUUGCAGAGGAGUGUCAAAGGCUGUUUCAUCACUUUCUGGAGACUUUCAAAGAGAAUGAUGUACUAAAGUAUGUUGAGGCUGCCAAUGCACUGAAGCAGCUAGAAAAGAAUACAUUAUCUGUGAACUUUACGGAUAUUAUAGUUUCUGACACUAAGUUAUCUGGAUUGAUACAAGACGAAUUCUAUCGACUGUAUCCAUCUCUCUGCGCAGCUACGAAGAAUUUUGUAAAUGACCACGUCCCAGACACUCAAAACUCAGGAAGAGAUUUCUAUGUCAGUUUUACUGAUGUCCCCAGCUUGCACAGAAUGCGAGACCUCACAGCAAGCCAACUUGGAAGGCUGAUUAAAGUACGUGCUCAGGUAGUGCGGGCUCAUCCCGUUCAUCCUGAGCUGUUAAUGGGUACCUUCCGCUGCUCGGAAUGUAGGAUUGUAAUAAGGAAUGUAGAGCAACCUUUUAAAUACACUCAGCCUACUGUGUGUUUUAAUCCGCAAUGUGGGAACCGUCUCAAGUUUGAGCUGUUGACAAAUGAAUCGAAGUUUGUUGACUUUCAGAAGGUCCGCGUGCAGGAAACCCAAUCUGAAUUACCUCGAGGGAGUAUCCCACGCAGUCUCGAAGUUAUUUUGCGUGCAGAUACGGUAGAUUUAGCUCAACCUGGUGAUCGGUGUGAAUUCAUUGGGACCCUCAUCGUUAUUCCAGAUGUUGGACAACUGGCCACCCCUGGAGACAGAUCGUUAGAGGCUAAGCCGUUGCGAGGACGAGAUAAUCAAGAAAUUGGUGGUGUUACUGGUCUUAAAGCUUUGGGAGUACGUGAACUAUCUUAUCGAACGGCUUUUUUGGCAUGUACCGUCAUUCCUUCUAAUGGAAGGUACCUUCCGUCAGAUGAUUUAGAGGAAGCAGAUGCAGUUUCAUACGAAGCUUUAUCAAAAAGACUAACGCCUUCGGAAUUGGAUACAAUUUGUCAGAUGAGCCAUGAUCGAAAACUUCUUGCAAAUAUGUGCAAAUCACUUUUCCCUACUGUUCAUGGUGCUGACGAAGUAAAGAAAGGCAUCUUAUUGAUGCUUUGUGGUGGUGUACCUAAGAUUACUGAGGAGAAAACUCAUCUUCGUGGUGAUUUGAACGCCAGUUCUGCUGCCGGUUUGACAGCUGCAGUUGUGAGAGAUGAAGAGUCCUUUGAAUUUGUUAUUGAAGCCGGGGCAUUAAUGCUUGCAGAUAAUGGGGUUUGCUGUAUAGAUGAAUUCGAUAAGAUGGAUUUAAAAGAUCAAGUUGCUAUUCACGAGGCUAUGGAACAACAAACAAUUAGCAUAACAAAAGCUGGUGUAAAAGCUACACUAAAUGCACGCACUUCUAUCCUUGCAGCAGCUAACCCAAUCGGUGGUCGGUAUGAUAGAUCAAAAUCUUUACGACAGAAUAUUGGUUUAUCAGCUCCUCUUAUAUCACGCUUUGACUUGUUUUUCGUACUGAUAGACGAAUGCAACGAUAUUGUGGACUACGCUAUCGCACGUUCGAUUGUAGAUUUGCAUAUGGGUGUGCAUGGAGCAGGGGAUACUCAUACUGUUUAUUCGGUUGAUAAUAUUCGUCGUUACAUCGCCUUUGCUCGUUGUUUCAAGCCUAAGAUCAGUAGCGAAGCUAUGGAGUGUAUGGUUGCAGAAUACAAAAAAAUGCGACAGAGAGACGCUUCCAGUGGGACGAAGUCCGCGUGGCGUAUUACAGUUAGGCAGUUAGAAAGUCUUAUUCGUCUUUCGGAGGCCACAGCAAGGCUACAUUGUGCAGAUACCGUAACUCAAGGUCAUGUUCGUGAGGCAUUCUCCCUCUUAAACAAAUCUAUAAUACGAGUCGAACAACCUGAUAUAAAUUUGGAAGAGGAGAAUGAAUAUCAACAGCCAGACAUCUCUCAAACGCCGCAGACUGAACAGCAAACUACAGAAGCAGAUACAACAGCAGGUCACUUACGAGUAACGUAUGAAGAGUACAGACGCAUCGCAAGUUUGUUGAUUUUUAAAGCACGAAACUGGAGUGAGUCUUCAGCGGUUGAUGCUCCAUCUGACCAAACGGUUGGCGCUCCAAAGAAAAGUGAAUUAGUGAACUGGUAUUUGGAAGAAGUUGUCGAUGAGCUGGAAACGGAAGCGCAAUUAACAGAAUGCAAACUUCUUGUGGAGCGCAUAAUCGACCGUCUGAUAAAAAAGGAUAAUAUUUUAAUAGCUAUUGGCGGCACAGGACUGGAUGCAUCUUCUGAUACUGCAGAUCCUUAUAUCGUUGUACAUCCGAAUUAUUCGGAGUGA